GAAAAUUUUUCCAUUUUAAUUAAAAAACGCUUUAAAGUCGCCAAAAUGUCCUUCAAAAGCAAUCCCAAGGUGCAGAAGGUGAUGGUGCAGCCCAUCAACCUGAUCUUCCGUUACCUGCAGAACCGCUCGCGCGUGCAAGUCUGGUUGUACGAAAACAUUUCGCUGCGCAUCGAGGGCCACAUUGUGGGCUUCGACGAGUACAUGAACCUGGUGCUGGACGACGCCGAAGAGGUGUACGUUAAGACGCGCCAGCGCAAGAGUCUGGGCCGCAUCAUGCUGAAGGGGGACAAUAUCACGCUGAUACAGAACGUCAGUCCGUCCAAGGAUUAGUGGCGGUGGAUGGCACCCGGCCACGCGUCCACCUAUGUACUUUCCCGCUAGGAUGCACGUCGUAAAUAUAAGCUAAUUAUACCUGUAAAGCCGAAACCUCAAAACGAAUGAAAACUAAAUAAAUGGAGAACUUUCUGUAAA
Molecule: messenger RNA, 471 nt
Organism: Drosophila persimilis
Lineage: Eukaryota; Metazoa; Arthropoda; Insecta; Diptera; Drosophilidae
Gene: SmE
Product: probable small nuclear ribonucleoprotein E
Exons: 1
Coding region: 46-330 (94 amino acids)
Biological process (GO): spliceosomal snRNP assembly; mRNA splicing, via spliceosome
Cellular component (GO): U5 snRNP; U2 snRNP; U1 snRNP
Molecular function (GO): RNA binding
Source: RefSeq, a predicted model, not a curated record